Messenger RNA from Soboliphyme baturini, 213 nucleotides. Lineage: Eukaryota; Metazoa; Nematoda; Enoplea; Dioctophymatida; Soboliphymatidae. The record is from the annotation of a GenBank genome assembly.
AUGGCCGACGAAAGAAACUCGGGCCGGACACCGGUUGGUCGUGAAAUGACGGUCGGCGAGUACCAGCCACACCCUGACAGUCAGUCAGUCAGUCAGUCGGACGGUGACGGAACGCCGCGGCGACUUCUUUUGCUGAGUGAACUGAGUGAACUGACGAGACGGGGUUGCGGCGACGUUGUUGCUUUUGGACGGCGCGAAUCGAAGCCCAGAUGA